Messenger RNA from Styela clava, 2138 nucleotides. NCBI's taxonomy places the organism in Eukaryota, Metazoa, Chordata, Ascidiacea, Stolidobranchia, Styelidae. The record is from RefSeq and is a predicted model, not a curated record.
CCUGAAAUCACAUUUUUGUUUGGUAUUACAGUCCUGCAGUCUGACACUGACUGUGUUAUAGAAACUACAGUCAGACAGUAAUCUACGAGUAAUUUAAGACUAAGAUGUCUACAAUAAUUAAUGCUGACAGUCAGGAAAUUGCGUCCAAAAUUAUCAAAGAAAAUGAUUUCUUUCUUUUUGACUGCGAUGGCGUACUUUGGACCACAGGACAUAUUUAUCCUGGCGCAGCGGAGGUUAUACAUAAACUACAUGCAUUAGGAAAAAGAGUUCUUUUUGUUACGAAUAACAGCACAAAAACUAGACAACAAUAUUAUGAGAAAAUUAUUCAAUAUAAAAUUGAAGCGUCUCUUGAGGAUAUAUUCUGUACCUCCUAUACUACAGCAUUGUAUCUCAAACACCAUGUUAAAAAAGGUGAAAAAGUUUACAUUAUGGGAAGCUCAGCAGUUGCCGAAGAAUUGGAAAAUGUUGGUAUUGAGAGUUUCGGUGUUGGGCCAGAUACUUCAAUUAUAAGUUUGCAUUCUGAUUUUUCUAGACCGUUAGAAAAGAAUGUGAGAGCUGUUGUAACUGCGUUUGAUGGAUACUUCAGUUACGCAAAAAUCAUAAAGGCAGCAUCCUACAUAGCCAAAGAAGGUACAAUAUUUGCCGCCACAAAUAUGGACGCUCAGUUCCCUUUGAAAAACUCUGAAUACAAACUCCCUGGCACAGGAGCCCUUGUGAAGUCUGUGAUCACAGCGGUAGGACAUGAACCCGAUGUCAUAUGUGGAAAACCUGAUUCUGUCAUGUUUGAUUGCAUCAAGGAGGGAACUGAUAUCGACUGCAACAAAGCAAUUAUGAUUGGAGAUCGUUUAGACACCGAUAUUUUGUUCGGAAAAAACAAUAACUUACAAACUUUGGCUGUAAUGACGGGGGUCACGACUCACCAAAAACUGAAUGAGAUUCAACAAAGCACUGACCCCGAAAUCAGGAAAUUGAUUCCCCAAUAUUAUUUGGAAUCAAUCGUUGAUUUGGGAAAAUAUUUGUAAAGCCACUGUGCAGGGAAGACUACAACAUAUUGCUGAAGCACAGCGUGUCCAUAAAGUCCGUUUACAAUUUCAAUUUGUUAUGAAGUCAGUUCUCUAUAUAUAUUAAACAAAUUUGUUGUUUUUAAUCGGAAAUUAUUCAAGUAUUUUUACUUCUGUGAGGGCCAAAACAAUAUAUAGUAUCAAUAAAUUCCCUUUGCAAUUUUAGGACCUUAUGGACACCCUAUGCUAUACAGAUCUUUUAGUAAUUGCUUAUAACUAUCCAGACCCACAGUUAUUUUUAGCAUAAAACAUGACCUUAUCGCUUAUAUUAGCCAAUUGUUUAUGUUAUUCUAUAUAUUAAUAUAAUUUGAAACAUCCUAUUGAAAAUAACUAACUAUGCUAUGAAACAAAAAUCAUUAAUUUAUUGAACUAUUUUAUUCAUAGAUUUAUUGUUUAAUCUGUGUAGAACUGUUUUUGAAAUACCAGUACGGAAGUCCAAGCGUAAUAGGAAUAAAUUUUGUUGAAAGAUUCAUAUAGAUUUCUGUAGAUAAUUAUUCAAAAAAUCCAGGACAAAAUUUUAUCCCGAAGGACUUUUGGGGAUUAGUAUGGUCCGAAAUUCCCCAAUUUAAGGAUAAUGUUAUCUAUUUAUUUAUGUAAGUACAGUUUAUCGACAUCCUUUACCCAGAAUAAACAAAAAAUUCCCCUUAAGCUAUAAGGAAUAUGAACUGCAUGUCCCAACAAAAAGAAUUGAAUUAUUUUGUUUAAUUAUGCAAUUUUUCCUCUGAUGAAGAUUUUAUGAAUAGUCAAGUUUAGUUGUUUUUUGUCUUUCUUUUGUCAAAAACUAUAAAUAGUACUUCCUGAUCUUGUUAUUUUUCACUUUUAAAUAUGAUAUCAUUGUUUAUAAGAUUUUAAAUUGAUCUUAUGCAAUAUUAGGAAAUAGUUUUACUGUGCGAGAAUUUUAAUUCAUUUAUAGAUAAAAGGAAUUAGUUUUCCACAGUUAAUUUUUGCAAUCUUUCAGUUCUUACUUGUGUCAAGUUAUGUCUUACUUUGCGAAGCCAAAUCAACAAGACUAUCAAGUUCCCUUUUUGAAUAAUUUCAGUCUCUUCAAUGUAUCUCUGCAUGUCUCUUUCACAGAAA